AAAUGAUAACUCCUUUUAAAAGAAAAAGAAUUGUUUUUCCAAUUUUAGGCCCGUAGAGAAUUUGAAAAUUGAAGCUUUUGUCUCGAGUGAAAGUGGGGAAAUGACGAUCAACGACGAAAGUUCGGUGUACGUGGGAGGACUUCCCUACGACGCCACCGAAAGCUCCAUCCGCCACGUCUUCAGCGUCUACGGUGCUGUCGUCGCCGUUAAGAUUGUUAAUGAUCACACAACUAGAGGAAAAUGCUACGGCUUUGUUACUUUUACAAAUCCUCGUUCAGCUUAUGAUGCCAUCAAUGAUAUGAACGGCAGGACUAUUGAUGGCCGAGUUGUGAGAGUUAAUGAAGUGACCACCAGAGGGGGCAGAUCAAAUUUUUCUCGUGACCGCCCUAGACAGAGUGGAUGGGAUAAGGGACAGGACAGAGAAAGAGAUCAUGAUCUUGAUAGAAAACGGUAUCGUGAUCGACACAGUGAUAGAUCCAGGGAUCGGGAUCGGUCUCGGGGCCAUGAUUCUGGAAGAGAAAGGGGAUAUGAGCAACACGAACAUGAUAGCGCUGGAGAAUACUCGAUGGAUAGAGAUCACGGUAGAGAUGUGGAGGAUCAUAUGCAAGGAGAGAGCAGGAACCAUAUUCAGGAUUGGGAUAGGGAUAAUGAACUGAAUUUGGAUCAAGAUAGGGAGCCUUCUAGAACAAACAGUUAUCAUAGAAGUGUUGAUGAGGACAAGGAGCAAUGGCUAAAGAGACGGAAUGGCUUUACGAACAAUGAUCACGGCAGAGGACUUUCAUCUGAUUCAACUGAUGAUUACAAUCAGAUGAAAAAAGAACUGGAAAGAUCAAUUCAAAGCCGAGAAAAACUUAAAACAGAGGCUUCGCUGAUGGAAGGGAGGUUAGAAGAGAGACAGCAGCUUGUUUUGGAUUUACAGAAAAAAUCUAAGACCCUGGAAGAUGCAUUGGUUGCUGCUAAGAAGCUCUCUUCUAUUCGCAAAAUGCAUUUAACCAAGGUGCAUAAGUGUUGCAUGCAAGUAAAGGAGUGCAGGGAAAAACUUAAAAGCUAUGAACAGGAGCUUCAGUGCCUUGUUGAUUCAGCAAUGGUAGAGUGUGAAGAUGAUGUGGGUGUACGGGGCGGCAGUCUGGCAAACGGGACUGCAUGAUUUGUGUUGGCUGUUCAUUAAUCCUCUGAUGUGUCAGCUUUUGAUUGGACUACUUAAUCUUUAUGUAGAGAUAUAGCAUGAGUCCUUUUGAUGUAUAUUACUGACAAAUUUCAGAAUGUUGUUAUGCUUCAGUGUUCGUUAGGAAUGUAAUAUCUCCAUAUAAUUGGAUGAUGCGAAUUCUAAAUAGAGUGAUUGUUUGUUUGG
This is a messenger RNA of Hibiscus syriacus, 1351 nucleotides long. RefSeq names its product U1 small nuclear ribonucleoprotein 70 kDa-like. Gene Ontology annotation, molecular function: mRNA binding. The record is from RefSeq and is a predicted model, not a curated record. The transcript has 9 exons. Bases 101 to 1147 code for a protein of 348 amino acids. NCBI's taxonomy places the organism in Eukaryota, Viridiplantae, Streptophyta, Magnoliopsida, Malvales, Malvaceae.